AUGAGUUAUUAUCUACCCAAUCCUUGUCUUCAAGGUAUAUUAUUAACUAUUUCAACUCACAAUGGUCCCCAGCUUGUUUAUCAUUACCCACCUAUACCCAGUGAAGUUGGCUUCAAUACAAACUCAUUCACAACAAACAAUGACCUUUUAAGUUCUGAAGAUAGUACAACAGAUUCUUCAGAAUCAGACUCAAGUGACGAAGAGGAUCGAGUAACAAGUUCACAUAAAGGUAAAGAUGCAUUUAUGUCAAGAUUCAAUGCAACAGAAAACCAAUCAUCCGGACAAACGUUGUUAGACUUGUUAGAUGAGAGAGAUAAAAGAAGGGAAGUAAAGAAAAAACGUCGCCAAAAUCAAAAGAGAAAGAAAGGUUCCAUUUCAUCAAAUAGUAUUCAUAAGUCCACUGCAAACUCUGAAACAAAUUCACUGGCAACUGCUAUUCAUCCCCAGCAACAGCUAGAUAAAGUUUUUGGGUUUGACGCCGAGUUUCUAGGUGAGUUUUUAUCACCACCUAAAAGAUUAUGCAACAGUAGGUUCGAAUUGACAGUUGAUGAUAUGGCAUUCUUAGGGUUACCAAUUCAUAAGAAUGAUGAUGGUCUUUGGAGAAAUCAUAAGUCCAAAAGGGACCAAAAAUCUAAACACUCUGGAAAUACAUCUGGCAAUAAUACAAGGAGUGGGUCUACAAAAGGUGAAUCUGAAACUGAAGAUGCUACUAGUGGACCAGAAGUUGAAAAUAUUCAAGAUGAAAAAUCAAAUUUUAGCAAAACCGAAAAUGAUGACAGUGAUUCAAAUUCAAUGGAAAUGUUCCAUGUUGUGUUUGUAAUGAAUCCAUCACUUGUUGAAUACAAUUAUAGACUUGAUGAAAUGUUCCAUUAUGUUGUAUCAAGACUUAGUCUUAUCUUGAGAUAUGAGCAGUCUAAAUCCAACUAUGUAUGGGAUCAGGUCAAAAAAAUACUGAUGAUCAAAGACAAUAAUGAAAAUUUAUCAGUGUUUGAUCUAUAUCAAAAGUUGAAUACUGAAUCGUCACUUGCGAAGGUUUUAUCCCAAUGUUUUGACUCAAUUGCAUCUUCAGAUAUUGCUAAUUUGGAAAUUAAUAACAAGGUUAUAUCACUUCAGAUUCCAAUGAAAAAUCAGUUCAGCUCGUUAUUGCCCAAAACAACACCUGUUCUACCAGGGUCAUACUUAUCAUCGACAACUCAAUACGAUGAAGAAGAGUUAGAUUCAAACGUUGGUCAUAUGGCAUUAUUGUUAUUGGAUGCUCCAGAAAAAAUUAUAACCGAUCUUAAAACAGAGCCAAUGAGUCCGUUGUCCACUUUUAUCAAAAACAUUAAUCCAAUGAUGUCCAUGAACAAACUUGCAUUGCUUAACCAAUUAGAUAUAAACCAAGUAAAAGCAUUCGCCAAUCACUUAAUAUACUGGAGAAGAGCUAGAUCUAUUAUACCAUUACAGGCUAAGAGUGUUUUCAUUGUCUCUCCUAUGGCUCCUAUUGAAUAUAUUAAUGAAGACAUGAAAAGCUUUAGACAUGAUUUCCCAUCAUUACCAUCAUUACCAUCAUUCAUAUCGCUCAUUUCAACUUCUAAACCAAGACAGUACUCCGCAAUUAUCCCAAGUAGAGAUCACAGAGAUUUGUAUCUUGAAGCAUUGGCAUGGCUAAUACGACAUGGGUAUGUCACUCAGUUGAUGACUUUCGUUUGGUUAAAAAUAUCUAAUAGGAUCAAAUUAGCCGUCGAGGAAGACCUAGAAAAAGAAGGCAUCUCAAAAGAGCCACACUCCAAACUAAAGCUCACGGAUCUAUCUACUGAUAACACCAGCAAAGACCCAAAUAGUGAAUCAGCCCAAAUUGAUAAAAGUGAAACCGAGAGCAGAAGUAGUGAACAAAGAGUCACUUAUAAUGGCACUGAAGUUGACAUCGAAGAAGAAGAGGAAGAAGACACAAUACUUUUGGAUCCAGAAAGGGCUACAGCGGUCGAAAGAAGAUGGAUCAGUAAAUGUAUCAAAGGUCAACCAACUGAUAUUAUUGCAUUAUUUCAUAAAAUGUUGAAGUAUUUAAACGGUAAAACUCCGCUUGAGCUUGUGGUGGUUAGAGAGAAUAUAUCUAGACAUGAUUUGAAACGAUUGUUGAACGCAAUUGGUGAUCAUAUCAUAUCGGUCAAACACUGGUAA
Hansenula ciferrii is the source of this 2160-nucleotide messenger RNA. RefSeq names its product Npr3p (gene NPR3). The transcript has a single exon. Gene Ontology annotation, biological process: TORC1 signaling; cellular response to amino acid starvation; negative regulation of TORC1 signaling. The record is from RefSeq and is a predicted model, not a curated record. Bases 1 to 2160 code for a protein of 719 amino acids. Gene Ontology annotation, cellular component: GATOR1 complex. Lineage: Eukaryota; Fungi; Ascomycota; Saccharomycetes; Phaffomycetales; Wickerhamomycetaceae.